AAAAUAUCAUAUGUACAUAUUUUGUUUUGAAAAUUUCUCUUUCUUUCAAAAUUUAUCUAAAUUAUGUUUAAUCCUUUCUAAAUUUCAAAAUUUUACAAACAACGACAAUUUUAAGACACAAUGACUUGGGCAUCUGUUUGGAUUAAUUUCUUAUUUGGAUUGUUGCUAUUAAAAAAAGGUGUACUCCCGUGUUUUUUUCAUAAGCACGAUGUUAAAAUAACAGGUGGCAUCAGCACAACGGGGGAUCAGUUCCCAUUUGCCAUUAGGAUAAUAUUCAAAGCAAGAACGCACUGUAUGGGCGGACUUCUUACCAAAGAGUGGGUGCUAACGUCUGCAUUUUGUAUGAACGAUAUAAAACUACCAUCAGAUCUUUUGGUAGAAAUUAAAAGACAAAAUCUUGAGGAACCUGGUGGUGAACUUAUUGAAGGUAGUCUUAUAAAAAGGCAUCCAAACUACACUUCACAAUUCUCCAUGUAUGAUGUAGCUUUGAUCCAGCUAAAGUCACAAGCAACAAGCUCUGAUUUUAUGAAGUUGGAAGAUGUUGCCUGGCCGAGUACAGACCGUUAUAAAAGAAAGUGCAUGGUAGCUGGUUUUGGAUCUAAAGCAAUCUAUGAAACGACCUCUUCAUAUUUAAAAAUUGUAGAACUGACAGCACGGCAUGGGCCAUAUGGUUGUAGAUGUCAUACAACAGACGAAAACCAAAGAGUGAUUUGUUCAAAUGAAAAGGCUACUGGGACGUGCUCCGAAGACGAAGGUGCUCCACUCCUAUGCAACAAUAAAGUCGUGGGUAUUGCCCAUCAAAUGUAUGAAGUGGAGUCGUGCAAUCCCCUCAGGAAGGAGAACCUGCAAAAUACCUGCAAUGUGUCUGUCAGCUCGUUCAUUUAUAUUUGUCCUUUAUUAAACUGGAUUAAAGAUAUAGUUCAGGAUGCAAGCAUACCGACAAAACCAGACACGUGUAAAGGAAACAGAAACAUAUUUCUUUCAAUCUUCCUUUGGGGAGUAAUUUUAAUACGUUUUUCACUUUAAAACUGCACUGGGACAUCCUAAAACAAAUCCGAUGAAAUUUUAAUUCAAUUAUAUUUGUCCAGGUCUUUAGACAGUAUUUUUGAGGCAGGAAUUUACAAUUCAAGCAUAAGUUGAAAAUUAAAAUAUUAUUGGUAAUUUCUUUCUCUAAUUUAA
Cimex lectularius (bed bug) is the source of this 1179-nucleotide messenger RNA. RefSeq names its product trypsin 5G1-like. Gene Ontology annotation, biological process: proteolysis. Gene Ontology annotation, molecular function: serine-type endopeptidase activity. The record is from RefSeq and is a predicted model, not a curated record. The coding region runs from base 121 to 1026 and encodes 301 amino acids. NCBI's taxonomy places the organism in Eukaryota, Metazoa, Arthropoda, Insecta, Hemiptera, Cimicidae. The transcript is spliced from 4 exons.